CCCGCCCACCCCAGCCUCCUCCCUCCCGGCUCUCUGCUGGCCUGUCUCCCUCUCUCCGUCGCCGGGUGCUGAAGUUGGGCGGAUGGCAGCGAGCCGGCUCCUCUAGAGGACGCAGCAGCCCAGCCUCGCGCACCCUCGGACCGACCGCGGUGCGCUCACCCACACCCCAAGGCCACCCGCCAGCUGGGUUCUGAAGCAGCUGAAAUGAGAAAACGGCAGCAAUCCCAAAAUGAAGGAACACAGGCUGUGUCUCAAGCACCCGGAAACCAGAGGCCCAACAACACCUGCUGCUUCUGCUGGUGCUGCUGCUGUAGCUGCUCCUGCCUCACCGUCAGGAAUGAGGAAAGAGGAGACGCUGCGGGGAGACCCUCACACACCACAAAAAUGGAGAGCAUCCAGGUCCUGGAGGAGUGCCAAGACCCCACUGCGGAGGAAGUCUUGUCCUGGUCUCAAAAUUUUGACAAAAUGAUGAAGGCUCCUGCGGGACGGAAUCUUUUCAGAGAGUUCCUCCGAACAGAAUACAGCGAAGAGAACCUCCUCUUCUGGCUAGCCUGCGAAGACUUGAAGAAAGAACAGAACAAAAAAGUGGUUGAAGAGAAGGCCAGGAUGAUCUAUGAGGACUACAUUUCUAUCCUAUCGCCGAAAGAGGUCAGCCUGGAUUCUCGAGUUAGGGAGGUGAUCAACAAGAACCUGCUGGACCCGAGCCCUCACAUGUAUGAAGAUGCCCAGCUCCAGAUCUAUACCCUGAUGCACAGGGAUUCUUUCCCAAGAUUCUUGAACUCGCAGAUCUACAAAGCCUUUGUGGAAAGUACUGCCAACUCUUCUUCUGAAUCGUAAUUUUCAUGGGAAAGGCCAAAAAAAAAAAAUCAUUUCAGAGGGCUGGGAUGGGAAAUAUAAGUAGUUAAAUGACACCAGAAAUUGAGUUCCUGGAGAACUACAGGUUGGCACCCUCGGGCUGCUGGCAAGAGACAAUCGUGAGGGUCUUUGUCUCCAUUUUUAAUCGAGGUUACCCAUGAUUCUGUUUGGAGAAAAGUCUAUACGAGACAGUGAAUUGCCAAAUUAAGUUUGUUUAUUCAACACUUGUUCUCCUUGCAAGCAAACUGUGUUCCUAGUCCUCUGAGCAGUCUCCUAGUGCAUCUCCAGAGGCCGCAUGUGCAAAGUACAACUGCUUUGUCUGCCACUUAGCUGUACUAUUUCAUCAGUAGCAUACCUUAUAUCUGUAUUUAAGGACUUUUGUGCAAUAUGGUCUCUUAGAAACAAUUGCCAACAAAUUGGCUGUGGUUUGCAUUUUUAAGCAUAAUCUGAUACAAAAAAAAAGGCUAUUUUAAACAUGUAACAGUGACAUUUAACCAUGCUACAUACUAUGUUUAGUACAGGGACUUUGAAGCCAAUUUUUCUGUACAUGGAAAGAAAAAGUUAGCUGAUCAUCUCUGCCUGUGGAUGGAUCUUAGUUUGAGAGCCCUCUGGUUGUUCACUGCCCAAACUCUGGCAUUUUCAUUACAGCAGAGUUUGCUAUGUUUAAAAAAAAAGAAAAGAAAGAAAGAAAACAACAACAACAAAACCUAAUAGUGAUAAGAAAAUUUUAAAAAGCACAAAAUCGUCUGAAGAUAUCCUGUCUCAUUGAAAAACACAAGAGUGAUACUGUUUUUAGGUAUUUCAUACAAGAAGAAAUGAGUCUAUGUAUAUAUCAAAUGUCCAAUACUAUAACUAAUUUAUUAAAGAAUGGCUCUCCAGUUCUAAAUUAGUCGUGUAAACUUAUGUAUGUCAGCAAGAAAACAAUAAUGUGCUUGCUAAUCCAGUUUGGGACUAUAAAGCAAAAGAUCUAGUGAGGAAUGCCUACAUGUAGCACUGUGAAAACAUCUCGAGGAAUUGCAUCUGGCAUGUGGCAUAUUUGCCUUGAACGUAUAAUCCAGUGAAAAGCUUAAGUUUUUCCUAAGCAACAUUUUAUAAAGGGUUAUGAAGAAGAAAACCUCCAACGUCAGACCUUAACUGUUUUCAUGUAGUAUCUCAAGAAAGAUUUAUUUUAACAUUGUUAAAAACAAUUAACCCUCAUGCACAAUUAAAAGGCAGUACAGUGCUUAAAUAUUUUAGCUGCCAAUAUUAUUUUUUGUAAUUACAUUAACUCUUUACAUGAAAUACUCACCUGACCCUGGCAUGUAUUUCUGACCUUCAGAACAGUGUCGUAUUGUGCACAAAACCAAAAUUACAAUCAAUGUCAUAUUUAUAUCAAGGUCUUAUCUUUCAAUAUCAAUAUCCCCUGGAGACUAUUUUUUUAAUCUUAAACUCAAUGAGUAUAAUGUUGAGUAAUCUAAAAAAAAAAAAGGAAGAUUUAAAAAGAUUUAUAUCCACUGAGAAUACUGGCCUUAUAUUAAGGAUGAUAUUUAAAUUAUAGGUUUUAUUUGUCAUUUUUUAACUACCUCUCAUUUUUUUAAUUUAUUAAACAUAUUUUUUUAAAAAGAAAAGUUUGGAGUUUUCUUUUUAAAUUUAUUUUACUUGAAAGGUUGGCAUCAUGUUUCUUUUUCCAUAAAUUUAAAACAUUUCAAGAAUUGUUUUUUAAGUGAGUAUGAUUUUCUAACUUAUAUAGAAUUCAGGAGCUAUGAUUAAAAGGGCUAUUACCUAUUCCCUAUGCAAAUAUUUUAACUGUUGCAGUGUUUGACGAAAUGGGAUUUUGAAAACAAUUUGCAGAGUCGAAAACAAAGCGUUCUGUUUACACUGGCGUCGCUGACUAUCUACCAUGUUCAGCACUUUUAAAUACAUUAUUUAUGAACACAUAGUUAAAGUGCAGAUAGAAAGUAUUUAUAAUCGUCAUCUUUUAACAAAUGCCUGUGUUUCUUUUUCUGAAAGUGUUAGUGUAUUUAAGAUGUGCUUUAUUCAUGUCACCUAGAUAUUUACUCUUUGAAUAGCUUCAGUAAUACGUUGAGAAAAAGAUAGUUAUGAAGAUGUUUACAGAAAAAAAAUCCUAUUUUUUCCUAAAGAGUCAAGAAAACUUAAAAGGGGCAUCGUUGCCUCUAUUGUGAAGUCCCACCAUUCUGAAUCAUUUAAUUAUUUUCUUGAUUAAUGUUUAUUAUGCUCCUGUGAGUGUACACAUGUAUAGUAUGGCAUCAUACGUGUUUCUGUGUUUGAGGCACAAUGAGCUGGUCACGUACCAGGAGAUAUGUAAUAUACUCUGACUCCCUGCAUGCACAGUUGUUUCUGAUGUAGACUUUCUAUUCCUGUUGUUACUGUGGACGCUGGUGACUUACUCCCAUGGGUUAGCUUUACAAGAUGCCUUGGACGAUGAGGUGAGUUGUCUGACUGACAGUGCAGCUAAUAUUUUACCAAAUGUAGAAGUUAAGGGCCUCCUUAACGAGGCUUCGUCUCUAAGCUGGGCAUUUGCCGUGUUUGCAUUUCAAAGUUGCUGUGUCUUUUUGGAGCCCUGGUUAAGAAGUUUCCUCGAGAAGGUUCUAGAGCACAUUUGCACAGUCCGUGUCAUUAGCCAGGCCGUGUGAGCAGUUCUGUGCUAAAUUCCUGUUUCAGGGGAGAGGGUUCCUUAUUGCAUUCCAGAAUGUUUCAAGUUUGGAAGGUUGUGUCUGUGGACUUAUAACUAUGCCGGUUUUUAUAGUACGGUAUGAUUUCUUCAGUUUAAAUCACAGAGCUAUCAUAAACAAACAAAAGCCCUCAACUGGUGUCUCUGCCACCAUUUCAAGAGCACAACAUUUGCUUUAUUCAAUUUUGAUUUCAUCCCUAGUGAGUAAAUAGCUCCCUGGGGGAAAUACUAGCACUUUAAAAUGAAGCACCUUGUGUUUUAAAUUACCAAGAUAACUUAGUAUGUUGUUAGAAUCUGCUAAUACACAGAAGAGGUUAAUGCACUUUCUAUAGUACCUAUCUAUAGGCGUAUCUAUUAUGGAAAGAAAAGUAGGUGAUGUAGAUGAUGUAUACAGAGGUGACUUGAAAACAGAGGUCUUCAGAGGUGGAUCUUCCAAAUAGACAUGCUAACACUGGAUGGAUGACUCUUCUCUUUCUGGCUUAUUAUGAUGUUAUCCAAGGUUAUCACAGAUGCUCUGACAAUAUGACAAGGCACAUAGGAAUAUGAGCAAAACAGGAUUUUGAUACUGAAAUUGUGAAACGCAAAAGUCAAAAUUAUAAUAUGGUCUUUAAAAAAUCCAUACAAUAUUUAUAUAUAACCAGUUUUCACAGUGAGUCGCCAUGCCUGGGAUGUUAAGUGCCCUCCAAUGCCUCCUACUAUAAAGUGUGUGCUACAUUUAUUUGAUAGUUCAGUGUCAAAGGACUAUAGAACUAGAUAAAGGCUUAUUUGUUGAAAAUAAAUACAUGUCUCUCCCUAUUGUGCUGGUUUAAAAUAAUACUUGAAUCUUAAUUUAAGUCUAUUCUUUUUUUUUUUCUCUAUAAUUUUUUAACCUUCUUGGAAAAAGUCACAUUGUAAUUGUGGAAACUACACUCAAAACAAAUAAAAAAAAUCAGGUGCUUUGGUGAAGAUUUUUAAAUGGAAGGAACUUAAAAUAAAUCAUAGGAAAAUAACCUUUUGAAAAACCACCAAUUUGUUUUUAAACAGCUAGCAGAUAUACUUAGAACCCGACAUAACAUAGAUUUUGAAUACUUUAUGCUUUAUGUAUUAUUUUGAAAUAAGAAAGAAUGUCAAAAGAUUGGCUUACCUAUCUAUUUAGAUUGCCAGUUAAUGACCAAUUUCCAAAGGAAAUCGACUCUUUGGGUAUUCUUUUCUGCUUUUAAAUAUACAAUGUCAAUAUACAAUGCUAACCUUAGAAAGGAGUAUCCCACGUGUAAUAAUUUUAAUAAUUCUUCACUUGCCACAACUGCCAACAUUUACCACUAAAACAUCUGAGACCGUACUUCAGAAUGUAUCUGCAAGAUUUUAAUAUCAUUGCUCCCAGCAGCAAACUUUGGGUUGUGUGUAUGUUUAAAAAAAUAUUACUCUUACAGAUAUAGUCCUAAACAGCCAUAAGUGACAUGUUUUCCCCAUCAGUUUAAGUGAAUAUUCCAGACCAUCAUUUCUAGUGAGAACACUGAGGAAGUGGGUGUUGCUUUAGUUGGGCAGAUGGGGCUGGGGACUCAUUCGAUUCUUGUGAUAAAAGCUCUGCAUUGGGGAAAGCAGUUAUCAAAAAGUACUGAUAACGAUAACCAACAUUUUAAUGUCAUGUGGACAAACUGAAGUUCAAGUCCCCCUCAUGUCUUGUGCUAAAUGUUUUCUGCUGCAAAUUUUUCUGUUGAUUUAUAUCCUCAUUACAGCAUUUCAGCUUUUUAAAUAGUUAGAGAUACGUGUUUUAAACUGAUAAUUAAAUUGUCUUAGGCUUGGGCACACCUCCUUUUGAAAUGACCAAACUGAUUUCAAGUGGUAUCCAGAGAUGGUAGAAAAGUCACUGUCCUUUCUGAGUCUGUCUCUUCAUCUGAACAGGAAGAAUAUUAAUUGUGGCAUGGUCAUGGGAACAAUGGUAUUGCGUAUGAUAAUUUAUCAGAGUUCUGCAGGCCAGUAAUAGUCACAUUUUUUAGGAAGGUCUGUAGUCAAUGUCGUUUUAAUGUAUUUUCCCCCAAAUUUUUCCUUUAAAAUUUUUUAGGUUAGCAUACAAAAAAGGGUUUCAUUACAACAUUUUCAUACAGAUGUUUUUGUUAUAUCUUCUUGCUAACUGUUCUUACAGCUUAAAUUAAUCCAUUUCCAUAAAUCUGUACCUUGCCACAUGGCUUGUGGCUUACUGGCAUCUUCACAUGUGGCUUGUCAUGGUGGCGGCUGGCAGUGACUUCUUCCGCCUUCCUGUUCUUUCUUUUCUCCUCUCUGUUAGUCCUGCCUAUACUUCCUGACUAGCCACUGGCCAAUCAGUGUUUUAUUUAUUGACCAAUCAGAAUAAUUUGACAUACAGACCAUCCCACAGCAAUAUCUUGUUCUCAUUUAUUACCCAGCGACUUUCCCUGUGCUCUCUAUUCUACUUUCUUUGUUUAUUAUUUGAAACAUAUUUGCAAAAUCUAAAUAUGAACGUACACACACACACACACACACACACACACACACACACUCAAAGAUGGAGACAUAGGAAAUAAAAUCAACAUUCCCAAGGAUAGGAAUAAUAUAAAAAUCAAGUUAGUUACCAAUAUACCAAGUAUGUCAGUGGAUGAUAGAGAUAAAUGUAAUUUCAUAAAGCACCAUUACAAAACAAUCUUUUUAAUCGUAGUGUGAUUUUGUCAAUUCUAUCAUGAAACUGUGAGUGGAAAGACGGAUAACAGUGGCUACGUGUUUCAUCAAAUUUUAGAGUAUUUUCAGCCUUUAUAGAAAGAUCACAAAGACAGUCCAGAAUGGCCUCAUGUGCUCUACACCUGUGACAGCGUUAGUUACAAUUAAAGAGUAAUGUUGACUCAUGGAGUCUGUACUCCACUCCAAUACCAGAUGCUUUACCCAAUGUCUUCUCUCUGCCCCUACAUCUGGUAACAACGUGACCAUUUGCUGUUACCUCGCCUGUGGCUCCUUUCAGCUGUGACUUUCUAGAAGUGUUCUUGUAUCUUUCAGAACCUUGACAAUUUUGAGAGGAAGCAGACUUCUAUUGUGCAGAGCAUCGCUCUGCUGGGAUUUGUCUAGGUUUUUUGUUGUUGUUGUUUUGUUUUUUGGUGUGUGUGUGUGUGUGUGUAUGUUUAGAUAGGAGUUUUUGUUUUCUAGAAGGAAUAGUGUUAUUCUUGUCUUGCUAUUGUAAAGAUUUAUUUUGAUUUUAUGUGUGUGAGUGUUUUGUCCACAUGUACAUAUGUGACCAUAUGCAUGAAGCACCUCAGAGGCCAAAAGAGUCCCCAGGAAUUGGAGCUACAGAUGGUUUUGAGCUCCCCCUGCCCCCCCGCCAUGUGUGUGCUGGGAACUGAAUCAGGGUCCUCUGCAAGAGCGGCAAGUGCUCUUAACUGCUGAGCCACCUGUCCAUCCUCGAAGAGUGCCAAGUUUAUUACAGGAUAUCAAAGGCACAUGCCAGCAGGCUAACGACUCUUGCUUUGGGCUUCUCUUUGUUGUUGUUGUUGUUUUUCACCUAUCGCCUGGUUGAAGCAUCCUGUUCAGAGCAGCCUCUCUGCUGUCAAGUAAUACACACGCACAAGAGGGUGUCUUGGAGGAAACAGACUGUUUACACUGGGCAAGAAAAACAAACCAACAAAAGCAAUUUUGGCAGACUUCUUAGCACAAAAUACUAGGCUCUUUUAAAGGAUUACUACCAAAUACUAUAAAGAACAUGCGAUGAGUGAGGGAGUGACAUGGGUCAAAUUCCAAACCAGUGUUAGCUUGAAUAUUCACUUAAAAGCGCAACUGAUUCCCCUCUCCCUGACACACCCUGUGUACUUACCUAGAACUUACGCACAUGCUGGGUUUGAAGAUUUUAGUCUCAUUAAUUGUAGCAAGCGGUUAUUUAUUACUCGUGUUUAAUGCUUUCCUGUGUACCAUCCACUGAGCAAUGUAUACAACGCUGAAGUGGUGUGGAAGACUUGAUGUUGCCCCUCUAGCUUUAGCCUGUUCGUCACAGUGUUUCUUGUGUCUGACUUUAAAGAGUUCGCAAAAUACUAAAAAGUAUUUUCAUGAAUUUGAUUCUGUGAAAUUUAUCGUCUUGAACAUGUACAAUUUCUUACUUCCAUGCUCAUUCUAUUUAGUAAUCUAUUUCCAUAUUUUGUAUUCCACCAAUAUAUUUAUUAGUGGACCACGAAAAGUUUCUGGGUACAUGAAUGCAAGAGUAACCAUGCUUGGCUAUUUCAUAAUACUGAAGUAACUGUGGGUACUCUUAACUGAAUAGAUAAUCCAGAUUCUUUUCUUGAUGUUUGUUUUUCUGCAUUUUUAUUCCAUUGAAUAGAUUUUAUCAUUUACCUAUGUACAAUAAUAGACUUCCUGGAAGUGCUACAAUUUUUACCAUGUAAUAGAUUUGAGCAUGACAAUAAUGUAAGAAAACUCAGAAGUCUCUAAGUGUAUCUGAGUUUUCAAAGUAAAUCAAAUAACAGGUGUUUUCAUUUAACUAUAUUGUGGAGAUUUAUGGAUAUUAUUGUAAAAUGCAUAUGCAUUACACUGAUUUUCUUAAAAUGUUUUGAAUUAAUAAAGAAUUCUCCAUGUA
This is a messenger RNA of Peromyscus californicus insignis, 8069 nucleotides long. It is a transcript of the gene Rgs17, whose product is annotated as regulator of G protein signaling 17. Lineage: Eukaryota; Metazoa; Chordata; Mammalia; Rodentia; Cricetidae. The record is from RefSeq and is a predicted model, not a curated record. The transcript has 5 exons. The coding region runs from base 205 to 837 and encodes 210 amino acids.